Molecule: messenger RNA, 3522 nt
Organism: Alternaria ethzedia
Lineage: Eukaryota; Fungi; Ascomycota; Dothideomycetes; Pleosporales; Pleosporaceae
Exons: 8
Coding region: 1-3522 (1173 amino acids)
Biological process (GO): fatty acid biosynthetic process
Cellular component (GO): mitochondrion
Molecular function (GO): [acyl-carrier-protein] S-malonyltransferase activity
Source: RefSeq, a predicted model, not a curated record
AUGCCGUACGAUCUCAAAGGCAGGAAUGUACUUAUUACAGGUGGAUCAGCCGGCCUCGGCGAACUCCUCAGCACGACGUUUGCGAGUGAAGGCGCCAAUGUGGCGAUUAACUACUUCAACCGGAUUGAGCCGGCGCAGAAGGUGCAGAAGGCGUGUCAGGAGCAUGGGGUUAAGGCUGUUGUUGUUAAAGCGGAUAUGACAUCCACGGAUGAGGCAAGGAGAGCUGUUAAGGAGACGAUUGAACAGCUGGGAGGGCUGGAUAUUAUCAUCGCCAACGCAGGCUGGACACGCUUCUCCGAGUGGAAAGAUCUCGACUCCAUGAGCGAUGAAGAAUGGGAUAAGUGCUGGAAUGCAAAUGUCAAAGUACCCAAGGCAUUACUGUCUGAGGCGAGGAGCACGUUUGACGCGAAUCCUGAGGGUGGACUGAUGAUUACUACGGGCAGUAUUGCGGGUGUCAGCCAAGGCGGCUCCAGCAUGCCCUACGCCGUCACCAAAGCAGCCCAGCUCCAACUCGUCAAAUGCCUUGCCGCCACCGUCGGACCCAAGAUCCGCGUCAACACCGUUCUCCCAGGCUUACUGUUGACCGAAUGGGGCCUCAAGUAUAGCAAAGAGAAGAUUGAGCAGCUCACGAAUGCUGCAGCACUGAAGCAUGUGACUUUCAUGGAUGACUGUGCUUCGGCGUAUGUCAUGUUGGCGAAGAAUACUAGCAUGACUGGCCAAGGCGUACAACGCGUGGGAAUGUGCACACCGUGGCUGCAGGCCUUCCCCAAGACGGCGAAACCCAUCCUCGAGGAGAUUGACGAGACCCUUCAACUCCCCCUUACCAAGACAAUCGAGUCCGGCACGAAUGCUGAACUCACACGAACCGAGAACGCGCAACCGGCCAUUAUGGCAACCUCGAUCCUGAUACUGCGGAUACUGGAGAAGGAGUUUGGCUUCAAGACCAGCGAACGCGUCGACAUCACACUGGGCCACUCGCUCGGCGAAUUCGCAGCCCUCGUAGCAGGCGGCUACCUCACCUUCCACGACGCCCUAAAGAUGGUGCGGCGACGAGCCGAAGUAAUGAGCAAAUGCAGCCAAGAAGCCGUCGCAGAAGAAGGCGGUGAGUUCGGCAUGGUAGCCCUCGUCUGCGAAUCCGAAGAGCACAUGCAAUCUCUCAUCAACGGCAUCCACGAGUUCCUCGCCCUGGGCUCCAAAGCCGAUUCCCACGACCACCUCCCCGCCGUCCAGCAAGUCGCCAUCGCAAACCUCAACUCGAAGAACCAGAUUGUUCUGAGUGGUAGUAUAACACGCAUCAGCACGCUCCUGACCAACCUGCGCCAAUUCGGCGGCCAUGACCCGAGACAUGUACGACUUAAAUCUGACGCUCCCUUCCACAGCCUCCUUAUGAAGCCUGCGGCCGAAACAAUGAAACGCAUCCUGCAUAAGCCCACGGAAGACGGCCGCGAUAUCAUAACAUGGCCGGGCAUCAUGCCCUGCAUCUCAAACGUGUCCGGCAAGCCCUUCCAAGACAAAGAGCAACUGAAAGACUUGCUAGCACGCAGUUGUGUGGAGACGGUGCAGUGGUGGAAGAGCGUCAAGUAUCUGCACGAGCAAGAGAAGAUUAUGCGCUAUCUCGAAUACAAAAAAGACACCAAUACGUACAUCAACUGGCUCUGCAGCACUGCAACACGUAUAGGCUUUCCGCCGCCCUACAAGUCAUCGUUAGAAUCAACGGCAUCGAAAUCAAAGGCCCGGAAAAAGAAGAAGCUAGAAGAACGAGAAGUCAGUAUUAGCGGACUAGUUGCAUGUGCGGAGGCAAUUGCCGAGAAACCGCCCAAGCAAUUCGUCGUUCCUGUAUACGCUGCUCAGUGCGCGGCACGGGCCAUCAGACAACGGAAGAAGUCGUCGCAAUGGCAUGAGAGUCAGGUUGAUGGGUUGGAUGGAAUUGAGAAGGUAGUGAAAGAAGAAGACAACGCCGGUCAUACCUUCUUCACGGAGACGCUGGAGCAUACGCUCAAUAUCUUACGACCGUUUAUACGCAACGCGCAACACGUCAAAAAGAAUGGUGACAAGGCUCAACGACAUGAUUCUAUGGAUGAUAUUACCAAUCGCUUCAGUAAGCUUGAGAUUGAGGAGUUGGCUGAUCAGGAAGUCGAGAGUGCUGCGAUUGCGGUCGCCGAGAAACCGCCAACGUCACGGAUCACAUACUUUGUCGAUAACAGCGAAGAAGAGCGCCAAGUCGCUAUGGAAUCCCUUCUACAUGAUCACUUACGCAUCAAACAGGCCAUCCGCAAGGCAUGGCAAGAAUAUUUGUUAGACAGAAAGCUUGACCUCAUCACGACCGCGGCAACAACUCAAGCCGGGAUGCAGAUGCUCCGGAGUCUCGUUCACGAGUUCACGAUGCAGUUCCCCGAACUUAACUCGAUGGAGACAUUCUGCUUGAACUAUCUUCGCAAACCCAAAGACAUCGAAUCAUGUUCCGACGAAGCUACCCCGGUAGAUACGAGCGACGCGGAUGUCCAGAUCCCAAAACACGUGGCCGAAUUCAGCUGCCUAGGCACUUUUACCACUAUCCGGCAUGCGUUGAGUCGUUUCUUCCAGGCUGCAAACUACGCCGGUCGAUACCGAGCAAUGGAGCUUGUGCUCCAGAUCCGCUAUUUUGACGACUACAAAACGGACAUGCCUGCCCUUCAACCACUGGUCAACGCCCUGGAAGACAUCUUAGGCAUGGACGUCGAAGGAAUGGGCAGCUUUGAAGAUCCUCCCAUUAUGGACAACUUCACUCAACUCUGGCGAGAGUAUCUCCGGACUUUGUAUUCUGCUCCCAAACCGGAGGGACAAGAAAAGAGGGAACUUCCUGAUCUGAGUGUGGAACUGGUCCUCUGUACGGAUCUAUACCUGAAGGUACAAGAGGUCGUCACACUUGCCGAGCCAAACAUCAUAAGAGACGACUACAAGAAUAACUGGGCAUACAAGAAUUACUAUCAGAAUGACAGCGACUCUGGUCAUUACCUGGAAUUGGCAUUCCACUGUAUAAACCCCCUCGACAAAGAGCAGGAAGAGUUUCACGGUCAACACUGGGCCGAGUGGGUACUCGCCGAUGAAGAAGCGGUGCAGAAGUCUGCAGAUGAGGUUCUAAACCGAGAAGGCACGACGCAAUUGUGCCUGCCACCUUCGUUCCGUGAACUCAUCGCCAGUCCCUCAGCAGCGGAAACCUCGCCCAACCUAGCAGACGAAGAACCCAACACGCAACCCCAGCAGAAGGAGAUUUCUACACCCGACGCCAACAAAGCUGCCCUCGAAGGAAUACUCCGGCUUUUGCGCCAGGCUAAAGCGGACGACGAUCAGAUGAAGACGCCGGAGUUGGUACAGGAAGCUUUUGCUAGGCUGGGGGCGCUUGGAGGGGAUCAUGUGUUGGCCCCGGAGGAUCAUCAGGAGAUUGUUAAGGCUGCUGAGGAAUUCAUGGGGAAGGGGGUGGGUAAAGAUGGGAAGGGCCGUGUUUACUAUGUUCGUGUUGGACAGGCUGCGAAACAGUCUUAG